AUGAAACGCGGACGAGGGGGACGAGGGUGCUGGAAGGAACGCAACGAAUGUCGGAGUGUUUUAUCGCGUGGCCAGUGGUCAAGGCAUCCGUGCUGCACUUGUGGCAGAUGGCAAACAAAUAAAUGCAACUGGAUUACUGCCCUGUAUUCACCACUGUACUGCACUGUACGUGUCCCUCCGCGUCCAGUGUGGAAAAUCCUUAAAUGA
Marchantia polymorpha subsp. ruderalis is the source of this 207-nucleotide messenger RNA. Lineage: Eukaryota; Viridiplantae; Streptophyta; Marchantiopsida; Marchantiales; Marchantiaceae. The record is from the annotation of a GenBank genome assembly.